AAAUGUAUACUGUGUAUUUAAAUGUAAAAACAUAUGAAAUAUAACAACAGGUAAUGUUGUAACCCUGCCGUGAAGUGACGUGAGUGAAUAACGGUUUCGCGACGGUUGUCCGCUGACCUCCAUUAUAAAAACCUCAGAGAGAGAGAGAGGUGUAGUCGACAUGGUGUCUCUCAUGUGCACAUUACACACUCACAGAGAUGACGUCAACUGCUGUGUGUUCUCCGGCUCUCUUCUGGCCACCUGCUCGGCCGAUAAAACCAUCUGUGUGUUCUGUGCUGGAGACUUCAGCGAGAUGCCCUUCUCUCCUCUCUCUGGACACGGCUACGGCGUUCACUGCUGCUGUUUCAGCCCCUGCGGUCGAUAUCUGGCCUCCUGCUCCACGGACGCCACCACCCUGCUGUGGGACAUGGAGACGGGCGAGAUCGAAGCCGUCCUGGAGCAUCCCGGCAGGAGUCCGGUCCGAGUCUGUGCCUUCUCUCCCGAUUCAUCCUACCUGAUGUCAGGAGGAUCAGACGGGAGCACCGCACUGUGGGAUUUCACCUCCAGAACCCUGCACAAGAGCGGCUCAGUUUCUGACACCAGUAUCGUGGCGUGUUCUUUCACUCCGUGCUCUCAGCUCUUCAUCACCGGCUCUUCAUAUGGAGAUCUGAGGCUGUGGGAUCUCGACAUGAAUCAUCUGCACGCAGAGAAGAACGCUCAUGACCUCGGCGUCUCCUGCUGUCAGUUUGCUCCACAGAUGAAGAAGGAUGCAGAUGGCUGUGUUCAGUUUCGUCUGGCAUCAUGUGGACAGGACAGUUUGCUGAAGAUAUGGAUUGUUUCUCGUGUAUCUUCUGCAGAUGUAAAGAUGCAGCUCGCUCACACUCUGACGGCUCAGUCUGCUCCGGUUCUGUCAUGUGCUUACUCUGCUGACGGACAGAUGCUGGUGUCUGGAUCUGUGGAUAAAACAGUGACUGUGUAUCAAGCUAACGAAGGGAUUUUACUCUACACACUUAACCAGCACGACAGGUAUGUGACGGCCUGCGCGUUCUCCCCCACGGGCCCCAUCAUCGCCACCGGCUCCAUGGACAAGAGCGUUAACAUCUGGAGGGUGGAGGACGGUGCCAGCGCUCACGGCAAAUCUCCCGAUGAAAGUGCUUCAGUUUCAAGUAAUGAAGGCAGCAGGUUCCGAGCACACAGCAGACUGAUGGUGAGCCAGUGGUCUGAGGAGGAUGUGUUGUCAUGGUUACGGGAGGAGGGUUUGGAGGCUGUGAUGGACGCGUUCAGAUCCAAUAACAUGGAUGGAGAAGAGCUGCUGUCGCUCACCAAGGAAACCCUGAGCUCUGAUCUGCACAUCGAGUCUUUGGGUGUGAGGAGUAAAGUCAUGAAGAAGAUUGAAGAGUUGAAGAUGUCUUCCGUGUGUAACGGCACUCCAGACGAGUACCUCUGUCCAAUCACACGUGAGAUCAUGAGAGAUCCGGUGAUCGCCGCAGAUGGUUACUCGUAUGAACGGGAGGCUAUCGAGAGCUGGAUCAACACAAAGAACCGCACCAGUCCAAUGACCAACCUGCCUCUCCAGACCACCCUUCUGACACCAAACCGAACUCUUAAAAUGGCCAUCUGCCGCUGGACCACUAACCAGUGAUCACUAUAAUACUGAUCUCAGACCAGUGAGGUGUGUGUCACUAAGACACCUGUUAGUCAUUCAAUGUCUGUCUUCAUGAUUUUUUUAAAGUCCGUUCCAUAAAAAGGUUGAUUGGUCUGAAAAAUGAGUGUGUUGUGUCCCGUCUUAGUAUGCUUAUAACAGAACGUAACGCAAGCUGCUGUCAGACCGAACGACUGAAACCCAUCACUUAUAAAUCAUCCAUGACUAACUGAGACACACAACGCCUCACACACUAUUAAAGGCUCAUCAGAAUUCUGUUUCAUAAAGGUCGUUCUGUUGACUACUAAUCAUUCUGAAUGAUCACAGCUGGGAAGACACGAGAGUAUUAGUUUGCUUUUUUUAGAGCACAUGAGAUUUCUUGGUCUCGGAUGUUUCUCUUAAAAUUGCUCAGAAGAAAUCAAAAGAGAAUGAAAUGAGAGCGUAAUUGUGUAAACACAUGACGAGUCUGAGGUGUAAAUGAAUGAUGGUAGAGGUGAAAUCAUCUGAAAUGUUUGAGUUGAUAUCGACAUCUUCAAUCAUAUUGACUUUUGAUCGCAGACGAGACACAUCUGAGCUCAGUUUGACACACUGUUGACAUCUCUUCUCAAACUCUAAUGACACAUUUCCGUGAAAAAAUCUGAGAUGCAGACUUUCCAUUUGCUCUCCAUUUAGUCUCAUGUCUUGAAGAAAUUGAGAUAUUAAGCAAAUGUUUUCUUAUGAGUUUUCAUCGUUCCACAAGUUUGCAUCUUCCUGUAGUGAAUCUAUAGUGGAAAAUAAAAUGCAAGUAAAACUGGCUUUACAUUCAGCCUCAUAAUAAACAUGAAUCAUGAUGUGAAUGUUGACUAUGAAAUAAACCGGACUAACUGAA
Messenger RNA from Triplophysa rosa, 2489 nucleotides. RefSeq names its product WD repeat, sterile alpha motif and U-box domain containing 1 (gene wdsub1). NCBI's taxonomy places the organism in Eukaryota, Metazoa, Chordata, Actinopteri, Cypriniformes, Nemacheilidae. Gene Ontology annotation, molecular function: protein binding; ubiquitin-protein transferase activity. Bases 161 to 1621 code for a protein of 486 amino acids. The transcript is spliced from 13 exons. Gene Ontology annotation, biological process: protein ubiquitination. The record is from RefSeq and is a predicted model, not a curated record.